This is a messenger RNA of Salvia hispanica, 1552 nucleotides long. RefSeq names its product RHOMBOID-like protein 15 (gene RBL15). The record is from RefSeq and is a predicted model, not a curated record. Gene Ontology annotation, molecular function: serine-type endopeptidase activity; protein binding. Gene Ontology annotation, cellular component: membrane. NCBI's taxonomy places the organism in Eukaryota, Viridiplantae, Streptophyta, Magnoliopsida, Lamiales, Lamiaceae.
AAUGUUGAGUUUCUAAAUCAAACUCUUAAGUAACGUAAUAACUAAAAACCUUACAACUGAAAAUUCGAGAAGAUUUCGAAGCGAGAUGAGACCGAACGUCGUCUCCGAGGCGGGAUUGUCCACCAGAGUAAACCAAUGGUGGGAAGCUAUUCCGUUUCUCACAUCAGUUAUUGUUGCUAUUUGUGGAGCCAUAUAUUUGAUCUGUCUGCUCGUUGGUUAUGACUCCUUUGUCGAAGUCUGUUUCUUGCCUUCAGCCGUUAUUUCCCAUUUUCAAGUUUACAGAACUUUCACCUCUAUUGUAUUCCAUGGUUCUAUGCUGCAUGUUCUCUUCAAUAUGAUGGCAUUGGUUCCCAUGGGCUCUGAGCUGGAACGAAUCAUGGGAUCCAUCCGCUUGCUCUACAUAAUAAUCCUACUGGCCAUAAGCAGUGCCAUACUUCAUCUUGUCAUCGCAUUAAUAGCAGCUUAUAAUCCGAUUAGCUUCUACCCAGCUCUCAUGCAUCAGUGUUCGAUUGGUUUCUCUGGGAUCCUGUUCUCCAUGAUUGUCAUUGAAACAAGUCUUAGUGGAGUUCAAUCCCGAAGUUUCUUUGGGCUUUUUAAUGUACCUGCAAAAUGGUACGUAUGGAUAUUGUUAGUGGUGUUUCAGCUUCUUAUGGCAAAUGUCUCAUUACUUGGACACCUAUGUGGUAUUUUAUCUGGAUAUGCAUAUACUUUUGGGUUUUUUGAUGUCUUGAUCCCUGGGGGUUCAUUCUAUUCAUCGAUUGAGGAGUCAUCCUUGCUUUCUGCUUGUGUGAGGAGACCUAAAUUCAUAUUGUCUACUGGCAGCAAUGUGUCUGGCCAUAUCCCCACAUAUACUAGUCAAAACACCACUGCAAGUGGAUUGCUUUCUGGAAAUAUGUGGAGGAAUUUGUCUUCUUGGAUGCCACAAAGAGAAAAUUCUGUUGAGACAGCCCAAGGAAGUGAUAGGUUUCCUGGGAGAGGAAGGACUCUUGGUUCUCAAACAAAUCGAGCAGCCUCGGUUGCAAAUUCGGAUUCUAAUUUACAAGCUAGACUUUUGGAUGAUGUUGAUGAACGGGAUCAGCAAACAACUCCAUCAAGAGGUGGGGGAGGUCAGCCGAUGCCGGAUGGGAGGCCCCCGGUAGUGAAUAGUGCAGUGCAGCCUGCUAGAAUGCAAAACAAUCAGGGCUCUGUUGCUACUGAAGAGGAAAUUCAGAAACUCGUGGCUAUGGGCUUCGAUAGGACACAGGUAGAAGUAGCAAUUGCAGCCGCUGAUAGGGAUCUGAACGUUGCAGCUGAAAUCCUUAUGAGCCAACAGUCGAAAAGAAGCACUCAGUGGAGUAGUACACACAAAAUCCACCCGCCAGAGAAGACUUCUUGACGACGUACUUUAGAAUUUGGAACGCGUUGCAUUGGUGGUGUACAGAAUUCAAACAUCUAACACAAAUACCAUAUACUCUACUUUUUUCAUCCAAGCCAAACUUGUAAAAAUCUGUAUUUCUGUGGGACAUCAAGCUUACAAUGGCAGUUCUUUACUGAAAAAUGGUCUCUCUACCAA